GGCACCCGCCCCAACCACUGUUGAAAUGAGUAGCUGUAUUCCCACGCUGUGCUCUGGGAUUUUGAGAGGAAAUGUAGUGAGAGAAUCAUUCAAAAUAUUAUCAAGGGAGGGUCAGUCCUGGACUCCAAGCACAGCCCUUUGUAAUGCAGGUUGAGCCAAUGAGGAUGAGAAGAGAGCUAGCCGUUGCUUCUCAUACAGAGAGCAGGAGGGAGAGGAAGAAUACUGGAUCCAGACUCAUUGAGCUGUAAGCACACGCUGGCAUUGUUCAACUCUGUCAGGGACAGCAUCUUCUCAUUAAACAAAACUUCUUCCUUUUCAAUGGCAUCUCCAUGCUGCCUUCCAUACAGUGUUGAUCUGAGAGGACGCACUACUUUGUGGGAAUUGUCCAUGGAUCUUAUGGAACGGAGAGCAACAUUCAAACGAUUCUUUUAGUUUGGUGAAUUUUGUGACUUCAACAGAACCCUGCUCCCCUGGGCACAGCUUCGGCUCUUACUCAUAGGUACUACCCUAAAUCCUGCGGCAGGGCCACAUAACACCGCCUGCAUCCGAUUAUACAGAUCUCUUUGCUGGCCAGUGGAACAUGAUCACCUUUUUGGCUGCAUCACUAUGUAUAUCCAGAUGGGCAUAACAUAUGUUUUCUGGGUCUCUGAUACAAUGAUAACCUGUCCCUGGAUGAGAGAAUGGGAAGAAAAGCUCUUCUUCAUCCUAAUCAUGGGGACUUUGGCUGGGGGGUCCAUUUCCCUUAACUGCCCCUCCUCUUGUAUAUGUGCUUCUGAUCUCCUCAGCUGUGUCAGGCAGAACCUGCACCAGGUACCAAAACCUCUGCCCUCUACUUCCGUAUCUCUGGACUUGAGCCAUAACAAUCUUACUCACCUCCACAACCAUUGGCUCACUAGCCUUUCAAGACUGCAUACCCUACGCCUUAGCCAUAAUCACAUCCGCCAGAUGCCAACCCAUGCCUUUCACAAUGCCACAGCGCUGCGCCAUCUGGACCUUUCUUCUAAUCUUCUGGAGGACAUUAGGGAAGAGUGGUUUAAAAGCCUUUGCAAACUUGAGGAACUUCUGCUAUACAAUAAUCGCAUUGGUUUUGUGGAUGAUGGUGCUUUCUCCUAUCUGACUAACAUACAAAAAAUCUAUUUAAGCUGGAACUUAAUGAGCAAUUUCUCAUUUCAGUCCAUGCAGAAUCUGACCAACCCCCACCUACGCACACUUGAUCUCUCCUCAAACAGAUUUCUGGAGCUUCCUGUGGAAGAGUUAUCUGCUUUACCGGCAUUUAUAAAGAAUGGCUUGUAUCUGCAUAACAACCCACUGACCUGCCACUGUGCCCUCUACGCCCUCUUCUCUCAUUGGGAUAAUCGGGGUUUUUCCUCUGUGGUUGAUUUUUUUGAAGCACAUACCUGUCUGUAUAUGGGGAACCCUCGUGCCAUAGUGCGCAUUCUACAGACACAGAAUGGAUUUGAUAACUGCUCACUUGGAAAGUUGCACAGACUGCCUGAUAAUGGUCUGAAGGUUCUUGUUGGGAAACCACUUAUGAUGACCUGCAAUACUAGCUUGCCCCAGGAAAACACUACCUAUCUUUGGAUCUUGCCUACGUAUGAGUUCCUUGUAUUUCCUGGGAACAGCAACCGAAGCUUAAGAAUUCACCACAAUGGUAGCCUAGAAAUCAGGAAGGCUGAAAUAUGGAAUGCUGGAUUCUACCUAUGUAUUGCAGUAAACAAAUGGCUUAAUUAUAACUCUACCCAUGAAGUUAACGUGACAGUGCAUUAUCCAAAACAUGAAGGUGAGACCUUUAAUACUGGACUUACCACACUUUUGGGUUGUGUUGUUAGCUUAGUGUUAGUCUUUGUAUAUCUCUACAUGACUCCCUGUAACUGCUUUCAUUGCUGCUUUAAGCAUCCCCACACCCCUAGUCCCCCACUAGAAAGCAGUGCCCAGUCAUCCAUCCUCUGUGGAACGCCGCCUGCCUCUGAAGGGCCCAACAGCCGCAGGGCUGGCAUCAACCGCCAUGUGGUCUUCUUGGAACCAAUCAAAGAGGGACGGGGUGGGAAAAACUCCAAAGUUAUACAGCUGCACUCAGACUCUGCUUCUGAUUCUGCUAGUUCUGUUUUUUCCGACAGUCCCAUUGUGCCUACUUAGGUGGAUAAGGUAAGCACUGUCGUAUCAUCCAGAUGGAAAACUUAAAAUAUAAUGCAACUGAUGGAUGACACGGUGAACAUCUCUCUGCAUAAGUGGAGCCAAUGACCACAAAGUCAGCAUCCUGGUGGCCGUUUUUGAAUGGCCAAGCACAAUGCCCUAGCUUAUGUGAAGCUGGUAGCCUGGAAUUCAAUUACCUAUAUUAUAGACAUGCCACUAAAUAAUGGGGACAGAACAAACAAAAUCCAUUCAACAAAAGGUUCAGAAACCUUUAUUCUACAUAAAGGAUAGCUUAUAAAACAUAAUCUAGAAACAUGAUUGUAGGAAAUUGGAGGGAGACUAUGACUUGUUAAGGCUUUCUGCUUUUCUCCAGUCAUCUAAUUAAAGAAUAAGAAAAGAAACGCAACCUCAAAAGAUCCUGUGGACGCUCUACAGAGGCAGUAAUGUUUUAUUACUGUAACUGGUCUGUGACUGCACAGCAAUCAGUACUUGGCAUGACCAGUCUUAGCAUGUGGCAUGUAUGAUGGGCACUGGGCUGUCCUAUGCCUUUAAAUAUGUUUAGUUUAUGCUAGGAUACAAUGCCUGCUUCUUUUCACUAUAAUAAAGCUGUGUCUUAGCAUUCGUU
Molecule: messenger RNA, 2758 nt
Organism: Xenopus tropicalis (tropical clawed frog)
Lineage: Eukaryota; Metazoa; Chordata; Amphibia; Anura; Pipidae
Gene: amigo3
Product: adhesion molecule with Ig-like domain 3
Exons: 1
Coding region: 607-2136 (509 amino acids)
Cellular component (GO): membrane
Source: RefSeq, a predicted model, not a curated record